Molecule: messenger RNA, 2412 nt
Organism: Exophiala aquamarina CBS 119918
Lineage: Eukaryota; Fungi; Ascomycota; Eurotiomycetes; Chaetothyriales; Herpotrichiellaceae
Product: threonyl-tRNA synthetase
Exons: 2
Coding region: 1-2412 (803 amino acids)
Biological process (GO): threonyl-tRNA aminoacylation
Cellular component (GO): cytoplasm
Molecular function (GO): threonine-tRNA ligase activity; ATP binding
Source: RefSeq, a predicted model, not a curated record
AUGAGCCACCAGAAGAAAGUCAGUCUCAACCCGCAUGAUCUUUGGGGAGUCUUGAACGGUCCCAAGAUGAGUCACAACGGUCCCCAGACCUCUGAGUCAUCCACCCCUGAGAGCAAUGUAUCAAAAAGACCAGCCAACCCUCAGCAGAGUAAGAAAGUCGCCAACCGCCCAAAAGACAUGUCUACUCAAGCAGCUGCACCAAAGCACCAGGCGCCAAAAGAGCUGCCAGAUUUCAUCCAGCAGAGAAAUGCCCUCUUCGACCAGCUGAAGAAAUCACAUGACCAGGAACUGGCCAGCAGGGAUAAACCUGACAUUCAAAUCACUCUCACCCCAACCCCUGGCCAACAGACUACCGUCAAAGGCAAGGCAUGGGAAACAACACCGGGCCAUCUACUGAGAAAUGUCCCCAAGGACCGAGCAGGUCUGAUUGUCGUUGCCAAGGUUGAUGGCCAAGUGUGGGACCUUGACCGGCCGCUUGAGAAGGACAGCAAAGUCGCAUAUCUCACCUUCGACGACCCUGAAGGUCGAGACGUAUUCUGGCAUUCGUCCGCCCACGUCCUAGGGGAAUGUGCGGAGCAUGAAUACGGCUGUCGCCUGUCGCACGGCCCGCCAACUGCGAUGGGUUUCUUCUACGAUAUGGCACUUCCACCUGGGCAGGCUGUACGCGAAGCAGAGUGGCCAUCCAUCGAGAACCGCGCCAAGAAAUUCACGAAGGAGAAACAGGCAUUCGAACGCCUCGAAGUGUCGAAGGAAAACCUACGGAAACUCUUCGGCUACAGCAAGUACAAGAUGCACUACAUCGAGAAAUUCGUCCCGGACGGCGAGUUUUCCACAGUCUACCGUAACGGCACCCUCGUCGAUUUGUGCCAGGGCCCUCACAUCCAGAACACACGAAAGAUCGAAGCAUUCAAGAUCAUGAAGAACAGCUCGGCGUAUUUCCUGGGCGACCAGAACAAUGACAGUCUACAACGUAUCCACGGAGUCGCAUUCCCCAGCAAGCAGCAGCUGAAGGACUGGGAGCACUUUCUGGAGGAAGCCAAAAAGCGCGACCACCAGGCUAUUGGCCAGCAACAGAAGCUGUUCAUGUUCAGCAAGCUAUCUCCCGGAUCGCCUUUCCUCCUUCCUCAUGGAACACGCAUCUUCAACGCCCUCCAAGCCAUGCUCCGCGACCAGUAUUGGGAGCGAGGCUACCAAGAGGUGCAGACGCCCAACAUGUACGAUGUCGAGCUGUGGAAGACAUCUGGCCACUGGCAGCACUACCAGGACGACAUGUUCCGAGUGCAAAUUAAAGAAGAUGCGUCGGACCCGAUCCCUCUGGCAGACAAGACCCCUGACGGCAAGCCCCUUACUCCCGGUGAACCAAAGGACAAAGACAAGGGAGUGUUCGCCUUAAAACCAAUGAACUGCCCAGGACAUUGCCUGAUGUUCCGCGACGAGGAACGCUCCUACCGCGAGCUUCCAUGGCGAGUGGCAGACUUCGGUGUGUUGCACCGCAACGAGGCCUCCGGCGCCCUUUCUGGCCUCACUCGUGUGCGGAAGUUCCAACAGGACGAUACGCAUAUUUUCUGUACGAAUGAGCAAGUCCAACACGAGAUCGAGGCUUUGUUUGAUUUCAUGAAACAUGUGUAUGGGUUGUUCGGCUUCCCCUUCAAGUUCAAGCUCAGCACACGUCCAGAGGGUUACAUGGGCACGAUAGAAGAAUGGGACUCCGCGGAGACCCGGCUGAAACAGGCGCUGCAGAACUUCCGUGGGGAUGACUGGGAACUCAACGAGGGAGAUGGUGCAUUCUACGGACCGAAGAUCGACAUCACCAUCCAAGACGCUCUGAUGCGCGAGUACCAGUGUGCGACGAUUCAGCUCGAUUUCCAGGGUCCGCAGAACUUCAAGCUCGAAUACCGCACCAGUGAGUCUGGCGAAGACGUCUCCAAGCAAGAGAACGAGGCUCGUGAUCCCAAGGCGCCGGGGCCCGGAAUGGCUCGCCCAGUGAUGAUCCACCGAGCCAUUAUCGGUUCCUUUGAGCGGUUUAUCGCAAUUCUCUGUGAGCACUUUGCAGGCAAGUGGCCAUUUUGGCUGUCGCCUCGACAAGUUCUUGUUAUCCCGGUCAUGAAAGGGGCGGAGGAUUAUGUUCGUGAGAUCCAGAGCAUUUUCCACAAGGCACGGAUGUACGUGGAUAUUGACGUCAGCGGGAACACCUUGCAAAAGAAGAUUCGAAGCGGACAAUUGGCUCAAUAUAACUUUAUCUUUGUGGUUGGUGCGAAGGAACAAGAGACGCGCACCGUCAACAUCCGCAACCGUGAUGACCCUGCGACACAGAAAAUGGGCGAGCUGAUUCCCCUGCAAGCAGCGUUGACGCGUCUGAUGGAACUACGAGACCAACGCCGCCUGGAGAGCAAGAUCGACAUGCAUGAGUGA